AUGAUAAUUAGUCUGAAAAGCAAGCUAUCGGAUGACAUUAAGUCUCUGUACGAAGAACCACGGGACGCCGAUGUUACGAUACAAGUUGGAGAGGGUUCAGUCUCCAAAAUAUUUCGCGCACACAGAUUAAUCUUAUGUGCGCGUUCGCUGUAUUUUAGCAGAGAAUUAUCUUACGAUAACGAGGAUACCUCGAUCGAAAAAAGUUCGUUUGGAAUGAUAAUUGAACAAAUUCAGCCUUCGACAUUCGAAAUUUUACUCGAGUAUAUAUACACGGGAACCAUUGAUAUGAACGAUGACUUUAAUUUAUACCUUGCAACCAUCGAUGCAGCAUAUUAUCUGGAGCUGAAUUAUCUAGCAGAGGAAAUUCAAGUCUGCUUAACAAAGAAAGAAAAUCUUAUGCGACGGCAUAUCGUACGUGCCAGUAGAGAGGCCUCAAGCCGAGAGAAUUUGAAAAUUCUUGAUGAAUUUUGCAAAGAAUUCAUUGAAAAUUCGCCAGAGGUUAUAUUUGCAGCGGAAGAUUUUCAAGAUAUAGACGAGGCAACUUUGGUUAAACUAUUAAAACGAGAUAUCGAUUUAUCGGAAGAUGUAAUAUGGGAACAAGUGCUGUUGUGGGGCACUUCAAAAAGACCGGAUUUAAGACUUGAUGCUGUAAAGACCUGGUCUGUGGCAGACUUCGAUUAUAUGAGGAAGGUUUUAAAAGACUGUAUUCCGCUCAUAAGAUUUUUCCAUAUAAACGAAAAUGCAUACUUGGAAAAAGUUUUACCCUUUCUUCCUCUACUGCCAUAUCAGUUAUGGAUGGAUUUAGUGACAUUUAAACAAACUUUUGGGCAAUAUAAACCAAUUUCAACCGUAUUACCGCCCAGAAAUAGAAAGGUAUCAAGCAGUCCGGAUCUAAGCGAAGAAAGUUCACGUGAUCGGACAUGCCACUUGAGCCCGGACAUUAAAGUCCAGUACGAUGAAGAAAUCGAAGAAAUUGAAGAAAUGGAAGAAAUCAUACAUUACGAUGGCCUAGUGUCAUCGAUUCUUACGCCCAAACAAAAACAGUGGCUAAUGCAACAAGUAGCCUUGAGAUUCCGCAGACUCUAUGCGAUAGGGGGAGCUAUCAGAAUCAAGGCUACGCGCCUUUAUAUCGGUAGUGUAUACGAUUAUAGACCGAAAAAGUUCCAUAAAUAUUGUGAUGAACAAGGACCUACUCUUUCGGUCCUUAGCAUUAAAGGAGAAAAUGAUGAGAUCAUUGGAGGAUACAAUUCUUCGGAUUGGAACAAAAGUGGAGCAUUUGCAAGGGCUCCGGAAAGUUUUAUAUUCGCGUUACGCGACAAUGGAAAUAUUAUUAGUUGUUGCAAUGAUAUUAAUAGAGCUAUAUAUAAUAAUGCAUGUUUUGGGCCGAGCUUCGGCACGAGUGAUCUAAUACUUCAGCAUAAGUUCUCCUUAAAAAAUUGUAGUGCAAAACAAUCGUCGUAUUCUAAACCCAUUCGGGAAAGUGAAGAAGCUUUUGCUGUUGAAGAGAUUGAAGUAUUUAAAAUAAGCAUUUAG
Messenger RNA from Paraglomus occultum, 1533 nucleotides. Lineage: Eukaryota; Fungi; Glomeromycota; Glomeromycetes; Paraglomerales; Paraglomeraceae. The record is from the annotation of a GenBank genome assembly.